AGCGGCUGCUGACGGAGGAGCAGCGAGGCCUCCAUUUUGCCUCCAGAGAGCCCCGACGAGCGCAGGAGGAGGAGGAGGAGGAAGCAGCAGGUGAGGCCCGCCGGCCCGAUCCCCGCACCCAGCCAGGCCGCCGCGAGGCCCGUGCCCCCCGAUCCUCUCUGUCCUCGAGUCCUCUCUGAGGCAGUUCUUUACAGCUGCAGCCAUGUCUGACUUUGUGGAGAGUGAAGCCGAGGAGGAGUCUGAGGAGGAGUUCAAUGAAGACGGGGAGGUGGUUCCCAGACCAACCAAGAAGUUUGUAGAAGAAGACGACGAUGAGGAGGAGGAGGAGAACCUAGAUGAUCAGGAUGAGCAGGGGAACCUGAAGGGGUUCAUUAAUGAUGACGACGAUGAAGAGGAGGAGGAUGACGAGGAGGCCAGUGAUUCGGGAGACUCCGAUGUUGGGCAUAAAAAGAGAAAGCGGACUUUUGAUGAUCGCCUUGAAGAUGAUGACUUUGACCUCAUUGAAGAAAACUUGGGCGUCAAAGUUAAACGGCAAAAAUUCAGGCGGGUGCGGAAGAUGUCUGAUGAUGAAGACGACGAAGAGGAGGAUUACGGCAAGGAAGAGCACGAGAAGGAAGCCAUUGCUGAAGAGAUCUUCCAGGAUGGGGAGGGCGAGGAGGGAGGCGAUGCUGUUGAAGGCCCCAUGGCCCCUGCUGAGGAAGAGGAGGAGGAAGAGGAAGAUGAGUCUGACAUUGAUGACUUCAUCGUGGAUGACGAUGGGCAGCCGCUGAAGAAGCCCAAGUGGAGGAAGAAGCUCCCUGGCUACACAGAUGCUGCUUUGCAAGAAGCUCAGGAGAUCUUUGGAGUGGACUUUGACUACGAUGAGUUCGAGAAAUACAAUGAGUACGAUGAGGAUCUGGAGGACGAGUAUGUGUACGAACCCGAAGAGGCAGAAGGCGAGAUCCGCGUCCGGCCCAAGAAGACCACCAAGAAACGCGUCAGUCGCCGCAGCAUCUUUGAGAUGUACGAGCCCAGUGAGCUGGAGAGCAGCCACUUGACGGAUCAGGACAACGAGAUCCGGGUGACCGACAUGCCUGAGAGGUUCCAGCUGCGUUCAAUACCUGUGAAGAAUGCCGAAGAUGACGAGCUGGAAGAAGAAGCGGACUGGAUCUACCGGAAUGCUUUUGCCAUGCCCACCAUCUCCCUGCAGGAGAGCUCCGAUUACCUGGACCGCGGCCAGGCCAGCAGCAGCUUCAGCCGCAAGGGCCCCAGCACCAUCCAGAAGAUUAAAGAAGCCCUGAAUUUCAUGCGGAACCAGCAUUUCGAGGUUCCGUUCAUCGCCUUCUACAGGAAGGAGUACGUGGAACCGGAGCUGAACAUCAAUGACCUCUGGCGGGUGUGGCAGUGGGACGAAAAGUGGACCCAGCUGAAGCUCCGUAAGCAGAACCUGACCCGUCUCUUUGAGAAGAUGCAGGCCUUCCAGUAUGAGCAGAUUUCUGCCGAUCCAGACAAGCCUCUGGCUGAUGGAAUAAGGGCUCUGGACACCACAGAUAUGGAGAGGCUGAAGGACGUGCAGUCGAUGGACGAGCUGAAGGACGUGUACAACCACUUCUUGCUGUAUUACGGCCGAGACAUCCCCAAGAUGCAGAAUGCAGCCAAGGCCAACCGCAAGAAGCAGAAGCGCGUCCGGGAGGACGGGGAAGAGGAGGAAGGUGAAGAUGAUGUGGAAGACGAAGAGCAGAAGGGGCCGGAGCUCAAACAAGCGUCGCGUCGGGACAUGUACACAAUCUGUCAAACGGCCGGUUUAGACGGCCUGGCCAAGAAGUUCGGUCUGACCCCGGAGCAGUUCGGCGAGAACCUGCGUGACAGUUACCAGCGCCACGAGACGGAGCAGUUUCCGGCGGAGCCCUUGGAGCUGGCCAAGGACUACGUGUGCGGCCAGUUCCCCAGCCCCGAGUCCGUGUUGGAGGGCGCCUGCUACAUGGUGGCCCUGCAGAUCGCCCGGGAGCCCCUGGUCCGGCAGGUCCUGCGGCAGACGUUCCAGGAGAGGGCCAAGAUCAACAUCUCCCCGACCAAGAAGGGCAAGAAGGAUGUCGACGAGGCCCACUAUGCCUACUCGUUCAAGUACCUGAAGAACAAGCCCGUCAAGGAGCUGCGGGACGACCAGUUCCUGAAGAUGUGCCUGGCUGAGGACGAAGGCCUCCUGACCAUCGACCUCUGCAUCGACAUGAAGGGGGUGGAGGGCUACGGCAGCGACCAGACCUACUUUGAAGAGAUCAAGCAGUUCUACUACCGGGACGAGUUCAGCCACCAGGUGCAGGAGUGGAACCGCCAGCGCACCCUGGCCAUCGAGCGGGCGCUCAACCAGUUCCUCUACACACAGAUGGCCAAGGAGCUGAAGAACAAGCUGCUGGUGGAAGCCAAGGAGUUCGUCGUCAAGGCUUGCAGCCGGAAGCUGUACAACUGGCUCAAGGUGGCGCCUUACCGGCCAGACCAGCAAGUGGAGGAGGAUGACGACUUCAUGGAUGAGAACCAGGGGAAAGGCAUCCGGGUGCUGGGCAUCGCCUUCUCCUCAGCCAGGGACCACCCUGUCUUUUGUGCCCUGGUGAACGGAGAAGGCGAGGUCACGGACUUCCUGCGCCUGCCCUACUUCACCAAACGGAGGAACGCCUGGCGAGAGGAAGAGAGGGAGAGGAAGGCCCAGGAUAUUGAAACCCUGAAGAAAUUCCUGCUCAGUAAGAAACCCCAUGUGGUAACAAUUGCAGGCGAGAACAGAGACGCCCAGAUGUUGAUGGAGGACGUGAAGCGCAUUGCCCACGAGCUGGACCAAGGACAGCAGCUCUCCUCCAUUGGGGUGGAGCUGGUGGACAAUGAGCUGGCCACCCUCUACAUGAACAGCAAGAAGUCGGAGAACGAAUUCCGGGAUUACCCCCCUGUCCUGCGCCAAGCCGUCUCCCUGGCUCGCCGCAUCCAGGACCCUCUGAUCGAGUUCGCCCAGGUCUGCAGCUCGGACGAGGACAUCCUGUGCCUCAAGCUCCACCCUUUACAGGAGCACGUGGUGAAAGAAGAGCUGCUGAACUCCCUCUACUGCGAGUUCAUCAACCGCGUGAACGAGGUGGGAGUGGACGUCAACCGUGCCAUCGCCCACCCGCACAGCCAGGCCCUCCUGCAGUACGUCUGUGGCCUCGGGCCCCGCAAGGGCACCCACCUGCUGAAGAUCUUGAAGCAGAACAACACCCGGCUGGAGAACCGGACCCAGCUUGUCACCAUGUGCCACAUGGGGCCGAAGGUCUUCAUCAACUGCGCCGGAUUCAUCAAGAUAGACACGGCGUCGCUGGGCGACAGCACGGAUUCCUACAUCGAGGUGCUGGAUGGGUCCAGGGUCCACCCGGAGACCUACGAAUGGGCCCGGAAAAUGGCUGUCGACGCCUUGGAGUACGACGAGUCGGCCGAAGACGCCAACCCGGCUGGUGCCCUGGAGGAGAUCCUGGAAAACCCAGAGCGGCUGAAGGACCUGGAUCUGGAUGCCUUUGCUGAAGAGCUGGAGAGGCAGGGCUACGGAGACAAACACAUCACCCUGUACGACAUCCGGGCAGAGCUGAGCUGCCGCUACAAGGACCUGAGGAGCCAGUACCGCUCUCCCAACUCCGAGGAGGUCUUCAACAUGCUGACCAAAGAGACGCCCGAGACGUUCUACAUCGGUAAACUGAUCAUCUGCAACGUGACGGGGAUAGCCCACCGGCGGCCGCAGGGGGAGAGCUACGACCAGGCCAUCCGCAAUGACGAGACGGGCCUGUGGCAGUGCCCCUUCUGCCAGCAGGACAACUUCCCCGAGCUCAGCGAGGUCUGGAACCACUUUGACAGCGGCUCCUGCCCCGGCCAGGCCAUUGGGGUGAAGACGCGGCUGGACAACGGGGUCACGGGCUUUAUCCCGACCAAAUUCCUCAGCGACAAGGUGGUCAAGAGGCCCGAAGAGAGGGUCAAGGUGGGGAUGACCGUCCACUGCAGGAUCAUGAAGAUUGACAUUGAGAAGUUCAGCGCUGACCUGACCUGCCGGACGUCGGACUUGAUGGACAAGAGCAACGAGUGGAAGCUGCCCAAGGACACGUACUACGACUUUGAUGCCGAGGCCGCCGACCACAAGCAGGACGAAGAACUGAAGAGGAAGCAGCAGCGCACGACAUACAUCAAGCGGGUGAUUGCCCACCCUUCCUUCCACAACAUCAACUUCAAGCAGGCCGAGAAGAUGAUGGAGACCAUGGACCAAGGCGACGUCAUCAUCCGCCCCAGCAGCAAAGGGGAGAACCACCUGACGGUCACCUGGAAAGUGUCGGACAACAUCUACCAGCAUGUGGACGUCCGUGAGGAGGGAAAGGAGAACGCCUUCAGCCUGGGCGCCACCCUCUGGAUCAACACAGAGGAGUUCGAAGACCUGGAUGAAAUUGUGGCCCGCUACGUCCAGCCCAUGGCAUCCUUCGCCCGGGAUUUGCUCAGCCACAAAUACUACCAGGAUUGCAACGGAGGAGACCGGAAGAAACUGGAGGAGCUUCUGAUCAAAACCAAGAAGGAGAAGCCCACCUUCAUCCCCUACUUCAUCUGUGCCUGCAAGGAGCUGCCGGGCAAGUUCCUGCUGGGCUACCAGCCGCGUGGCAAGCCAAGGAUCGAGUAUGUGACCGUGACGCCAGAAGGAUUCCGCUACCGCAACCACAUCUUCCCCACAGUCAACGGGCUGUUCCGGUGGUUCAAGGACCACUAUCAGGACCCUGUGCCAGGGAUCACUCCCAGCAGCAGUAGCAGGACCAGGACCCCGGCAUCCAUCAAUGCCACCCCUGCCAAUAUUAACCUUGCAGAUCUGACCCGUGCGGUGAACGCCCUGCCGCAGAACAUGACCUCCCAGAUGUUCAGCGCCAUCGCAGCGGUGACGGGUCAGGGGCAGAACGCCAACGCCACCCCUGCACAGUGGGCUUCCAGCCAGUAUGGUUAUGGGGGCAGUGGCGGCGGUAGCAGUGCAUAUCACGUCUUCACGACACCAGCUCAGCAGCCGGUGGCCACCCCGCUGCUGACGCCCAGCUACUCCUUCACCACCCCCAGCCAGCCCAUCACGACACCUCAGUAUCCUCAGCUCCAGGCCAACACCACCCCGCAGUCCACCCAGUCCCAGCCGCCAUCCCAGCCCUCUUCCAGUUCCGGGCAGAGGCAGCAGCCCAAGUCCAGCUCCCACACAGCCAUCGACUGGGCCAAGAUGGCCGAGCAGUGGCUCCAGGAGAAGGAGGCCGAGCGCCGGAAGCAGAAGCAGCGCCUGACCCCCCGCCCUUCGCCUAGCCCCAUGAUCGAGAGCACGCCCAUGUCUGUGGCCGGAGACGCCACCCCGCUGCUGGACGAGAUGGACCGGUAGUCGUCCUUGCUGCCACCCGGAGGGAAAGAGCCCGCCGAGAACAGCUCUUCUGCCUUUGCCACGCUGCUCCAUCUUCUGUUUCGGCUUUUUUGUUUUUCCAUUGAACAAGAAGGCACGCCGGGGACGCUGGGCCAGCGCCCUUUGGAUGGCGUGGAGCCUGGAGGCCGCCGUGUGUAUGCUGGCAGCGGAGGCCGCCUUGGCCGCUGGGUGGGGCCUUGUCCUUCUUCCUGGCGCUCUCGCGGCGGGCAGCGGCCGACCGGCCCCGUCUUCCAGAGCGAUGCUUUCUUUUCCUCCUGGCCCUCCAGCUGUGCAGAAGGACGGGGGUUCCAGGGGAGGAGGAGGAGGAGGACCCGGCUAACCGCUGGGCCAGAGCAAUCUGCCUGUCGCCACUCUCGGCUGAAUGGUUGUAUUGUAUUGUGUAAAGGGCUUGGUUUCGGUGAGCCCCGCCGUCCUGCCAGAGCGUCCCGGCUGUGAACGUCGCUCCCCCCCCCCCCCCAAAUCAACUCAGUUUCUCUGGCACUCGUCGGGACAAUAUUUAUUCAGUUGUAUUACCUUAAGAGAAAAGGAAAAGUCCGCCAAGCGAAACCCUGGGGAGCAGCCGCUUUUGUGAGCGAGUGCUGUGAGAGGGCUCUAGCGGUUGCAGUGGCCUGAAUGCCAAGUAGUACAUCCUCCCACCCCCUCCCGCACCCACUUAUUAACAGCAAAGAGGGAAUAAAUAAUGUUUCUACUGAACUUUGGUUGAGGGUUUCUCUCCUCUGCCAGCCGGAGAGGUGGAGUGAGGCGGGGGAUUGGCUAGUGUCCAUGGCUCUGGUUCCUGCGGGGUCAGUCAGAUUUUUUUUGGUUUUUUUUUUGAGGUUUUCACAUAUUGGGAUUUCAGGGCAGGAGAGGAGAGCUUUGCACUGUUGUGACCCAGAACAUGAGAGAUUCUGAACCAGUGUCGGCUCCGAAUGCUGCUUCUUCCAGGGAAUUUCAGGGCCAGGUUGCAGGGAGGAGGAUUGCUCCUGCCCGCUGCCGAUCGAGGGCAGCCUUGUGAGUUCCCUUGAGAUUUAAGCAGCUGGAGAAAGUCUGCAGAGGAGAAGGGCCUUUCCUGCUGGGGCGCGGUAGGGCUGGCUACCUCUGGCUUGUGCUUAGCAACCAGUGUGAGCCACGUUGCUGGGCCGCCAGGCUCCUUUAGAGUCGAGACUUUGGGAUCGUCCGUGGCUUUCCCCCCUUAUCAAUAAAACCUUGUUCUUGGGA
Molecule: messenger RNA, 6610 nt
Organism: Hemicordylus capensis (graceful crag lizard)
Lineage: Eukaryota; Metazoa; Chordata; Lepidosauria; Squamata; Cordylidae
Gene: SUPT6H
Product: SPT6 homolog, histone chaperone and transcription elongation factor
Exons: 37
Coding region: 203-5374 (1723 amino acids)
Biological process (GO): positive regulation of transcription elongation by RNA polymerase II; transcription elongation by RNA polymerase II; mRNA transcription by RNA polymerase II
Cellular component (GO): transcription elongation factor complex
Molecular function (GO): nucleosome binding; DNA binding; histone binding
Source: RefSeq, a predicted model, not a curated record